AAACACUUCCGUCUGCCCCGCCCCGCCGCGCAGAUCUAGGUUUAGAGAUUAGAAGGGGACGGGUGGGUCUUGUCAACUAUUCAGAGCGUACUUGCUCUGAGUCUCGACCAGAAGAUUGGUGGAAAGAACCUCUCGUUUUGCGGUUUUCUGUUAAGUGCCACAGCCCGUGCCUCAGUCCGUGGCAGUUUACCCUCCCGGCUGCCCCUCCUUUAUGGACUUGUCGCGAGUUCUGUGCGACCCUAAGAACUCUGAGCUCUCGACACAACAGCGGCCACUGUCGCUCCCGGGCCGCUUCUCACAUCGCUCCACCCCUCGCUUCGUCCUGCUCAGAUCGCGGUGAAACGAGCGGAGCCGAGUAGCCGGGCGGAGUGCAGCCGAACAGUACCGAGUGAGUGGAGUCAAGUCCAGGCAAGCAGAACCCAGUGGGCCGAGCCACACCGAAUAGCAUAAAGCAGAGAUCAGUCAAGUGGCGGACGCCACCAUGAAGCGGGACCGGCUCGGCCGCUUCCUGUCUCCUGGGACUGCUCGGCAGCGCGGGAGUUCGGGCGGUAGCUGUGGAAGCGGUCGGACUCGGGGUCGCCCUUCUCGCACCGGCGGAGCGAGCGCUGAUGGGGCAGCGGCUUUGGCGGCAGCACAACUCAGCUGGGGCUCGACGCGUUCUUGCGGGGACACAGGGGAGGACGGUACAGACGAGGCAGGAGCAGGCCGAACUCUUGCCAUGGGGCACUGUCGCCUCUGCCAUGGGAAGUUUUCCUCACGGAGCCUCCGAAGUAUCUCUGACAGAGUACCUGGGGAGACCUCAGAGAGGCUGUCCCCAGGGCAGCAUGUCUUCAUUAGGGACUUCCAGCGUCUGCUGGGUGUUGCUGUGCGCCAGGACCCAGCUCUGCCUCAGUUUGUCUGCAAGAACUGCUACACCCAGUUUUAUCAGUGCCACAGCCUUCUCAGGUCCUUCUUACAGAGAGUCAACGUCUCCCCAGCUGGCCAGCGGAAGCCUUGUACAAAGGUUGGUGUUCAGCCUCCCACAGUGGCAGAGGAGGGAGCAUGUAUGGCUGAUCUGAUCAUCUCGAGCCCCCGGUGUCUGCACAGCUUGGUGGGCUGGGUACAUGAACAUGCAGCCAGCUGUGGGUCUCUGCCCAGCCUCCAGAGGACACUGUCCUCUGAGUACUGCGGCAUCAUCCAGGCUGUGUGGGGCUGCGACCAGGGCCAUGACUUCACCAUGGACACAGACUCCAGCUGCAGAGCUCUCUUUCUGGACAGUGCAUUAGCAGUGAAAUGGGCAUGGGGCAAGGAGAGAUCACCACGGCUGUCCGAGAACUCAGAGUUAAACCCCACUGGAGCUGCCUCUCAGCUCUGCCAGGCCAGAGAAACCCAAGUUGGAUCUGAGACCAAGACACUACCCAAUGUGGAUGUGGCCCUGCUGCACUCACAUGGAGACCCUGUGGGACCUGGGAUAGGCCCCUGUACUCAGCCAAACUUGGCUCCCAGUGAGGCCCCAGGGCAACUGGGUGAGAAGCAGGUUCCAUCUUCAACCUUGGAUGAUCGGGUAAAAGACGAGUUCAGUGACCUUUCUGAGGGAGACUUCCUGAGUGACGAUGAGAAUGAUAAGAAGCAAAACCCACAGUCCUCGGAUGAGUCCUUUGAGCCUUACCCAGAAAAGAAGGUCUCUAGUAAGAAGAUCGAAAGCAAAGAAGCCAAGAAGCCUGAAGAGCCCAAAAUCAGAAAGAAGCCUGGGCCCAAGCCUGGAUGGAAGAAAAAGCUCCGAUGUGAGAGGGAGGAGCUGCCCACCAUCUAUAAGUGUCCUUACCAGGGCUGCACAGCUGUAUACCGUGGGGCUGAUGGCAUGAAGAAGCACAUUAAGGAACACCAUGAGGAGGUACGGGAGAGGCCCUGCCCACAUCCUGGAUGCAACAAGGUAUUCAUGAUCGACCGAUACCUGCAACGACAUGUGAAGCUCAUCCACACAGAGGUACGCAAUUACAUCUGUGACGAAUGUGGGCAGACCUUCAAGCAGCGGAAGCACCUUCUUGUCCACCAGAUGCGUCACUCUGGAGCCAAGCCACUGCAGUGUGAGGUCUGUGGGUUCCAGUGCAGGCAACGAGCAUCCCUCAAGUACCACAUGACCAAACACAAAGCAGAGACUGAGCUGGACUUCGCCUGUGACCAGUGCGGCCGUCGGUUUGAAAAGGCCCACAACCUCAAUGUGCAUAUGUCCAUGGUACAUCCUCUGACCCAGACCCAGGACAAAGCCCUGCCUUUGGAAGCAGAGCCCCCACCUGGGCCCCUGAGCCUCUCUGGGACCAUGGAGGGUCAAGCUGUGAAACCUGAGCCUACCUGAGAACGGCAGGUGGAACACUGGGCAUCUUGAGCCACUUGAACUCAGCAGGUGUGAUGUGAGGUUUAAAGACAUCAGUGUUCCUCACUUCCCUACUGGCAUAGUUCUGCUUGCUCUUUGGACCCCAUGCUGCACUCCACCUCACAUAUCCAACAGCCGUAUGUUGGAGGGUACCUCUCUCUAGGUGAGGGAGGUAGGCUUGGUGUGUACUUCAACCUGCUGUGGUACCAGCAGUUUAUUUUCCUAUGGAUGGAUACUGAGCAAUUUAAGGCUAGAAACAAAUUAUGAAUAAUUAACUUUUUUUCCCAACUAGAGCAAUCAAGGAGAUUUGUAAUCUACUUUCCAGUGUAACAAGAACUCCAUGUUAUGCUUGCAAUAAAUUAUUCACAAAGGUG
Messenger RNA from Phodopus roborovskii (desert hamster), 2727 nucleotides. RefSeq names its product zinc finger protein 276 (gene Znf276). Bases 482 to 2335 code for a protein of 617 amino acids. Gene Ontology annotation, cellular component: chromosome; nucleus; kinetochore. The record is from RefSeq and is a predicted model, not a curated record. Gene Ontology annotation, biological process: regulation of transcription by RNA polymerase II. Gene Ontology annotation, molecular function: zinc ion binding; chromatin insulator sequence binding. Lineage: Eukaryota; Metazoa; Chordata; Mammalia; Rodentia; Cricetidae. The transcript is spliced from 11 exons.